AAAGUGUAUACAGAAGGAGUUUUAACAAAGAGAGCUGGAGAGGAUAUAAUUGCUCAAUGUGAGGCUGAUCAGCAGAUUGCUUGUGAAGAGCAUCAAGGUGGAGAGAAACCAGGCCUUAGCUGCCAUGCUCUGGUGCGCUGCACAAAGUGCAGAGAGCCUGGGCACAACUCAUGUAUGUGUAAAAAGAAUACUGUAGAUACUGCUUAA
Molecule: messenger RNA, 207 nt
Organism: Macroventuria anomochaeta
Lineage: Eukaryota; Fungi; Ascomycota; Dothideomycetes; Pleosporales; Didymellaceae
Exons: 1
Source: RefSeq, a predicted model, not a curated record